This is a messenger RNA of Arabidopsis thaliana (thale cress), 273 nucleotides long. RefSeq lists its product as uncharacterized. The record is from RefSeq and is marked reviewed. NCBI's taxonomy places the organism in Eukaryota, Viridiplantae, Streptophyta, Magnoliopsida, Brassicales, Brassicaceae. The transcript is spliced from 2 exons. Bases 1 to 273 code for a protein of 90 amino acids.
AUGGGUGGAAUAUCAAUAGGUUCUCUCGACGUUGAUAAUGCGGAGACUACGACGACGAUAACAAAGGCUCACGAACUCACUAGAGACGAGGUAGAUACCAAGAGAUCGAAGAGUCAAUCCAAUGAUGCACAUAUUUACCGAGGAAGAAAGAGAAAGGAGCCAUCGCCAGAAGAAACUAGAGCCUCCAAUGUCGCAAGGCACAAGGAAGAGACCCACAUGACAGAGCUGAGUCUAGCCAUAGCUCCACUUCGUGAACAGCAAACAAAACGGUGA